AUGUCUGCAAAAAGAAAGUCUUUUCCCAACAAAAUCAAAAUCGACGACGAGAUGGAAGAGGAGAGCGCGAGCGACGACAACCGCGACGCCAACGGCCACUCCGAGAGCGACUCCGACAGCGCCUCGUCCUCCGAGCAGAAGGAGAAGAACAAGCGCUCCAUCGACGAAGUGCUGUCGCGCCUCAAGAGGAACAACGCGGUGAUGGCGGACGAGAUGGACGGCGAUCCGGCGGUCGCGAACCAAACGGAGCGCAAACUGAACGAAAUGAUCGAACAGUUGUCGCAAUUGCGGGAAAACCUUCUUCUCAAACAACAUGAGACCAAAUUAGAAAACUCUUCGACGAAUGAGUUGACGGUUGAGUUGCAAAGACACCAAACGGAACAGAUAGAGCGCCAACAGGAACAAUUGGCGCAACAACAGCAGCGCAUCCAACAGCUCCAGGCACAACUCAGCGCUCAAUACAUGUCCAAGAUCAUGCCCAACUUCUUGGGAUCAGCUCUCUUCUCGCCCUUCAUGGACACGACGCAGCUGAAGGCGCGCGCGGCCUUCGACGCCAACAAAUCACCUCCAAUGCAGACAACAAUCGCUCCCAAACCCGAACACAAGUCACACAAGGAGUGCGCGGCCGACCUCUCGAUGAAGGGGCCGAAGCGCGACUCGCAGCCGCUCAACCUGACCAAAUCCAAGUCACCUCAAGUCAACCAAACGCAGUCUCUCAACGGACAGCACUUUCGCAGCCAAUUCUCCUCCCAUUCGCCGCCAAACAUGAUCUCAGCGCAGCUCCAGCAGCCGCCGCCGCCCUUCUUCGCGGCCAACAGCCCCGGCCUGCCGUCGUCGUCGCAGUACUUCCACGCCUAUAACGCGCUGGGAAUGGGCUUCCGCGGGCACAUGGGGCACGAGAUGCAACAAUCGCUGGACAAGCCCUUCAACCCCUUCGUCUCGCUUCUGCCCGACCUGUCGAAACUGACGCCCACGUCUACCAUCUCGUCGUCGCAGCACCAGUUGCAGCACCACCACCAGCAGCAGCAACAGCACGAGCAGCAGCUCAGACUCAGACACGAGUCGCAGCCUCAGGACAACAACCACUCGGAGACGAUCGUCACGUGUCAAAAGAUGGGAAUAGAGAUAAGAAUCGAGAUUUUAUCGCUUCUGAGCUCUGAAUGUCUGAAAUGUUUGCGAAAAAGCAUUAAUUUUUGGUGUGUUUUCGCAGACAAAAUGCUGGGCGCGAAGAUCAUUCGGCAGCAGAAGCGCGACCAGGACGGCAAACCGCACGUGAAGCGCCCGAUGAACGCGUUCAUGGUUUGGGCGAAGGACGAGCGCCGCAAGAUCCUGAAGGCGUGUCCCGACAUGCACAACUCCAACAUCUCCAAGAUCUUGGGCGCGCGCUGGAAGGCCAUGACCAACUCGGAGAAGCAGCCCUACUACGAGGAGCAGUCGCGGCUGUCCAAAGUGCACAUGGAGAAACACCCCGACUACCGGUACCGGCCGCGCCCCAAACGCACGUGCAUUGUGGACGGCAAGAAGCUGCGGAUCAGCGAAUACAAGCAACUGAUGCGCCAGCGAAGGCAAGUGCUAUAGUUCCACAGCGGCUCCGCGUUCGACGCUCUGGACGGCUCGUCGGCGACCAACGGGUUGCCGCUCUUCCCGUCCUCGAGCGACGGCAACGACGACUACCAGAGCCGCUCGCCCUCCUCCUCCUUCUCCAUCGACGACAAGUCGUCGCCGCCGUCGACGCCGCGCGACUACUGUCUGAGCCCGAAGACCGAGGACUGCUUGGACCCGAUGGAGCAGCUGUCGGCCAAUUAG
Messenger RNA from Medioppia subpectinata, 1806 nucleotides. The record is from the annotation of a GenBank genome assembly. NCBI's taxonomy places the organism in Eukaryota, Metazoa, Arthropoda, Arachnida, Sarcoptiformes, Oppiidae.